Sclerotinia trifoliorum is the source of this 1825-nucleotide messenger RNA. The record is from the annotation of a GenBank genome assembly. Lineage: Eukaryota; Fungi; Ascomycota; Leotiomycetes; Helotiales; Sclerotiniaceae.
UAAGCUCCCACCACUGACGUAACUGGUCAAACAGCCUCUCAUAAUUCUUCCAAAAAGCACCAUUGAGACGCGAUUCCCAGCUCUCAUGUUCCACAAAAUGAAUAGGAUACCUCUCCCACGCGUACCGCUCUCAUCAUUUCUUUCCUCUGCCAAAAGUGCACUAAAUGGAGGCAUAAAGACCGAAGGGAAACUUAACAUUGUCGUGGGUAAUGAAUCCGCUGGUAGGUGCCCCUCAUAUAUUUUGAAGUUCUAGUAUAUACAUGGCUACAAACAUUGAAAUAGCUAACGAAGACAGUAACCAGAUCUGGAUUCCCUCUGCAGUGCCAUUCUCCUAGCCUACCUACGCACUUACUCCCCACGAAACAUUACCAAAGCCCUCUACAUCCCUCUCUCCAAUUUGCCUCGCGCGGAUUUAGCAUUACGGCCAGAAUUACAUCCCGUGUUAGAAAAAGCAAAAGUGAAGGUGGGAGAACUAAUCAGUUUGGAUGAUUUGAGACAGCAGGAUGCGGAGUUUAAAUUUAAACCAGAUGAUACAAAAUGGAUAUUGGUGGAUCAUAAUGCAUUGCAGGGAGAAUUAGGACAGGUUUAUGGAGAAAGAGUUAGAGGGUGUAUUGAUCAUCAUGAGGAGGAAGGAAAGUUUCCUGCAAAGGAAGUUUGUGAGGGAGAGGGAGAAAUGAGGAUCGUGGAGAAGAGCGGAAGUUGUGCGAGUUUGAUUGUUGGUUGGGGAAGAGGAGACUGGGUGGAGAUGACGAGGAGAAAGCGGGAGGUGGAUGGGGAAGGGGAUGUAAGGUAAGCUGCACUUUCUAAUGCCCAGUUUGGUCUAGAUGUCUUACGUGCCUCAUCUCUCGUCAUAAUCCCUUUGAAAUUUCUUGUGAUUAAUCACUAACUCACCGAUUUCUAGUCACUGGGAUGGAGAACUAGCCUACCUAGCCCUAGGACCAAUAUUAAUCGACACAAAUAAUCUACAAUCUCCCGACAGGACCCAAGACAGCGAUCGAGCCGCCGUCCAAUUCCUAGAGGACUUAAUUACAAAAGACCCCAACACUCCCCACUGGAACCGAGACGAAUAUUUCUCCUCGAUAACAGCCGCCAAAGAAGACAUAGAAAACAUGAGCCUACGCGACAUACUACGCAAAGAUUACAAAGAAUGGAACGAAGGAGGAAUGAACCUAGGUAUAAGUUCAGUAGUACAAGAUUUCAACUUCCUGCUCUCAAAAGCCGGGAGCAAGGAGAAAUUUUUACAAGUCCUGGGAGACUGGGGAAAGGAAAGAAAGUUGGGUAUCUGCGCGGUGAUGACAACAAGUCAUAGCGAAGGGGUGUUCAGAAGAGAACUUUUAGUCUGGGGCCUGGGUGAACAGGGAGUACAGAGUUUAGAGAAGUUUAAGACGGUGGGAGAGGAAAAAUUAGGGUUGAGGGUCUGGGGCGAGGGCGUGUUGAAUGUGAAUGGCGAGAGAGAAAUUAGACAUUGUUGGUGGCAGGAGCGAAUUGAGAAUAGUAGAAAGCAGGUUGCUCCUCUUCUGAGGCAAUCGAUGCUUUGAUAUUGAGUGGGUCAUAUCACCAUCAGGUUUGAGGUUUGUGACAUGGUCGAGCUGAAUGAGAGGUAAGUUGAAAGUGGCCCAGGUUGCCAGAAAGGAGCGUAAUCACCAUUUAUAAGUUGAAACAUCAACCCCAGACCAUUUGGUCCAAGGUGGUCUUCGACUUAAAUUAUCAGAAAUAAUAUAAGGAAAUAGCUCGUGCGAACAAAAUAUCCCCAAGAUCAUGACAAGAUUUACAAUUGCAUCACAUAGGACGGCAAAACGGGAUAUCAAAUAAUUAUCUAGACAAU